Molecule: messenger RNA, 2686 nt
Organism: Hemibagrus wyckioides
Lineage: Eukaryota; Metazoa; Chordata; Actinopteri; Siluriformes; Bagridae
Gene: klf7a
Product: Kruppel like factor 7a
Exons: 4
Coding region: 353-1156 (267 amino acids)
Biological process (GO): regulation of transcription by RNA polymerase II
Molecular function (GO): RNA polymerase II cis-regulatory region sequence-specific DNA binding; DNA-binding transcription factor activity, RNA polymerase II-specific
Source: RefSeq, a predicted model, not a curated record
UGGCAGGUGCGCGCGUGCCUCCUCUCUACCCGUUCAGUUGGUCCGCACGAGGCGCCCGGCGCGCGAUUCCUCUUCUAUCAGCACCAGAGCGCUUUUUUUUCUCUCCAUCUCACCUCUCCUGUUAUCUCCGCUAACUUUCACGUCGUGUUUUCUCCAUUUAUUUUAAUAUAUCAAUCUUUUUUUUAAAUAAAUAAAUAAAAAGAUAAAACCUUGAACAAAACACCCGCGAGCGUUUAAGGGGUUUAUUUUAGGACAGAGGAGAAAAGUAAUGCUGAAUGUUCCCGCGGGGCUGUGAGGAAAUUUUUUCCUUGGAUUUGUGGCGACUCGCGUUAGCAUCAUCAGGAGCAUCAUCAUGGACGUCCUGGCCAACUACAGCAUCUUCCAGGAGCUCCAGCUCGUGCACGACACCGGCUAUUUCUCCGCCAUGCCGUCUCUGGAGGAAAACUGGCAGCAGACAUGUCUAGAGCUGGAGCGCUACCUUCAGACGGAACCCAAGCGGCUAUCAGAGCUCUUCGAAGACGAACUGGACCGCCUGCUCUCUCCAGACUUCAUAGAAGGACACGGAGAGGACGAGUCACUUAACCCGUCACUCAUCAGCCUGACGUCAUCCCCGCUGCACCUCGACGGGGAUCCGCUGACCUCGCCGUCCACCCCGGACCCUUCCGACCUCAGUACAGGCGUGGACGUGGCCCAGCUGAAUGCGCUCACCACCCUGACUCCGCCCUCGUCCCCGGAAUUGGAGCGCCAUUCACUCAAGACCGCCCACACUCUCUGUACCACAGCUGACGGGACUCUAAUGCUGAAACUGGCCGUGGCACGGCCGCUCUCGCCUGGACCUAGCGACGGCGAACAGGCAAGCACCGCGGGGGGAAGAGACUCGGUCGACAACAAGAAGAGAGUGCACCGCUGCCAGUUUGAUGGCUGCAGGAAGGUCUACACCAAGAGCUCUCACCUCAAGGCACACCAGAGGACACACACAGGUGAGAAGCCCUACAAGUGCUCAUGGGAAGGCUGCGAGUGGCGUUUUGCACGUAGCGAUGAACUGACGAGACACUACCGCAAACACACGGGCGCCAAACCCUUCAAGUGCGCACACUGCGACAGGUGCUUCUCGAGGUCGGAUCACCUGGCGCUCCACAUGAAAAGACACGUUUAAAUUAAAGGACGAUGUCUCCGAGAGGAAACCGGACACACCGAUUCGAAUGGACACACGGUUCUGAGUCUGAACGCUUUUUUUAUUUAACACGACCAAUCAGAUCUCGGAGAGGAGAACCUAAUAAAACCUAUUAGGAAUUUAGACUACAGCCACGUGCUUUCUCCCGAACCAUGGGGAAUGUAUUUCCAUUUUCCUUCCAUAGCUAGUGCAUAAAGCCCCCAGAGGAAUGUCGACGCAAAGGAUCGCGCUGCUUUUUUUUUUUUUUUUUGGAGAACAUCUAUAGACAUUUCUUUUCAGGCACAAGUAAGAAACAUUUGCACAAGCGCAGUUGAGGAUCAAAAAAAGAUUUUAUUACUCCAUCUGAGGACGAAAAUCCCGGAUUUGUUAUCGUUAAUGUUCUUGCACACAUCUUGAACUGUGCUGUUUAUUUAUCCUUCUUGAAUUUUUUUGUUUAACUUUCCUCCAGAACAAGCAUGAAAAAAAACCCCGAGAUGACGACGACAAGAACAACAAGGCAGCGCUAUAGAAAAGUAAAACGUCAAGACGUUCACGAAACAUUAUAUUAUCAUCUCACUACCUUCCUGAAUAACUAAAACGGAUAAAUAAAGCGGAGGAGCGGCGUGCGAUAUUUAAGCCUGUGCUCCCGCUGUUCGCUCAUCUGUCGCUAGCGUGUACUCUGCCCUUUCUAAUGAACUAAAACGAGAGCCAUCUGACUUCCCCGCUCUCCGGCGUCAGGCUCUUCCUGGCAUCAGGCCGGCCCGGUCACAGUUGAUUUCACCCUAACGGAAUAACAAAAGCACAAGGUCAUGACACACACACACACACACACAGACCGAAUGCUAAUCCUAAUCUGAAUAUUCAUCAAGUAAAUAUGUAAAACAUCCUCAUCCUCCUGUAUAGAAAAGUAAAAGCUUUCUUCAAAUCUCAAGGUUUUUUUAAAAAAAAAAAAAACGUGCCACAUGUUUGUUUCUAUAAACAAAAAGGAAAAAAAAAAAAUUCAAUAAAAAUUGUGAAUCUUUUCGGACAUUCAAUACGAACAGUCGUUCCCUCCACAGCAUCUGUCUCUCUUUAUUUUUUCUUUUAUAUAAGCAAAAUAUGUCACAAACAAUAAACUCUUCUUGAAGACUUUCCAGCUGCUCUUAUAGAUUCAAUGAAUCAGUGAAUCGAUGAAUCAGUGAAUCAGUGAAUCAAACUUUCAACUGGUCUAAAAUGAUCUAAAUCAGUUUUUCUUUUUCCUCACUGUGAUUCUGCUGUGAGUUUUCUUUCUCACGUCUCGCUCUGUCUCUCCAUCUGAAUGUUUGUGCUGUACAAAAGCAUAUGAUUUGUAUUCCACGAUGUUAGUACAACGAUGUUAAUAUCUAUAUUAAGGGGGAAAUAAAGAAGACGAAGAAGUUUAUUUUUGUUACCGGUUUGUUUCGUAAUCCUUUUUUAAAAAUCGGUAUUGUAAUAUAUCUAUGCAAGGACUGUCCGAGUGAAGCAAUUUGAUUUCAGAACGUCAUCAUGUGUAAUAAACGGUAGAAAUCUUGCUGC